Pistacia vera is the source of this 1305-nucleotide messenger RNA. RefSeq names its product poly(A) polymerase I-like. Gene Ontology annotation, biological process: RNA processing. Bases 1 to 1239 code for a protein of 412 amino acids. The transcript is spliced from 11 exons. Gene Ontology annotation, molecular function: RNA binding; nucleotidyltransferase activity. The record is from RefSeq and is a predicted model, not a curated record. Lineage: Eukaryota; Viridiplantae; Streptophyta; Magnoliopsida; Sapindales; Anacardiaceae.
AUGAUUUAUUGCUAUGAAAUACUGAGAUGGGAAAUUUUGAAUAAGGUGAUGAGGGCAUUUUCACGGUGUGCGAUAGUUGGUAAAAGGUUUCCUAUUUGUCAUGUCCACCUUGGGGAUAUUAUUGUGGAGGUUUCAAGUUUUAGCACAAGUGGACGGAAAUUCGGUAGGGACUUCAGUUAUGAAUUUGAGAGACCUAGUGGCUGUGAUGAGAAGGAUUAUAUUCGGUGGAGGAAUUGUAUGCAGCGGGACUUUACAAUUAACGGCUUGAUGUUUGAUCCAUAUGCAAAAAUGGUGUAUGACUACAUCGGAGGAAUUGAAGACAUAAGAAAAGCUAAAGUACGAACUGUUAUUUCUGCAAAUACUUCUUUUCAGGAUGAUUGUGCACGCAUUUUGCGGGCAUUAAGAAUCGGCGCCCGUUUAGGAUUUCGCUUUUCAAAGGAAACUUCUCAUUUUAUCAAACAUCUAUCCUCAUCAAUUUUAAAGCUUGAUAGGGGAAGGCUUCUGAUGGAAAUGAACUACAUGCUAGCAUAUGGUUCUGCUGAAGCUUCUUUGAGGUUAUUAUGGAAAUUUGGACUUCUGGAAAUACUUCUACCCCUUCAGGCAUCAUAUUUUGUCCAGCAUGGUUUUCGGAGACGUGACAAGAGAUCUAAUAUGCUUCUGUCACUGUUCUCUAACUUGGAUAAGCUUCUGGCACCUGACAGGCCAUGCCACAGUAGCUUAUGGGUUGCAAUCUUGGCGUUCCAUAAAGCAUUGUCGGACCGACCUAGGGAUCCUUUAGUGGUUGCUGUGUUUAGCCUUGCUGUCUACAAUGGUGGAAAUAUGUUGGAAGCAGUAAAGAUAGCGAGGAAGAUCACUAAGCCACAUGAUGAUACCUUCCACGAAUUGUUAGAUCCUCAUGAUCUGGACUUCGAGACAGUGAAAUUUGAAGCUAUGGAUCUUGCAACAUCGAUUAAAGCUGCGUUGACCAAGAUGACUGAUGAGUAUAUUGUAUCUCAGGCAAUGGCAGGAUAUCCUCAAGCUCCUUUUUCUGACCUGGUUUUUAUACCAUUAGGAUUGUAUUUGAGAGCAUGCAAGAUUUUUGAGUGCGUGAGAGGAGGCGCAGAAAAGGAAUUUGUGUCAAAGCAAGGUAGUAAGAUUGAUUACGAGUCCUUAGCUUUGGGAAGCCUGACCGAGGUUCGGCAUACUUUUGCAAGGAUUGUCUUUGAUACUGUAUACCCUCUUAAUCUGAACUUAAACUAAGAUUUUGAUCAGAAUCAUUCAAUAACUAGUUAGCAUCUUCGUGGAAAGUAAAACAAAUAAAUGAUG